Molecule: messenger RNA, 519 nt
Organism: Lachancea nothofagi CBS 11611
Lineage: Eukaryota; Fungi; Ascomycota; Saccharomycetes; Saccharomycetales; Saccharomycetaceae
Source: the annotation of a GenBank genome assembly
AUGCCUCAAAAUCAGGUACAGGACAAUGGUGCUGUGGGAACACAAAGUGGAGCUGCGACAGUGACAAUUCCCGCGGCAGUGCCUAUGCUACAACUUCGGGGAGCUGUGGAGGACCAACUGCAAGCACAUACUCGUGAAUCGAAAACUAGCGCGCAGAGGCAGCGCAGCAAAGUGCGUUGGAAGGAGGACGUAGUAGACAAUGAACAUAUGAACAAGAAAAAAUCGAAGGUUUGCUGUAUUUUCCAUCCACAACAGAACUUUGAAGACAUGGAUGGUGAAAGUUGCGAACAUGACUGUCACGAUGACUCGUCGAGUUCGUCGAGUUCGUCGUCGGAGUCUGAAUCUGAAAGUUCCAAGGGCAUGGACAUGGAAAGCAGGAGAAAAGCCAGAAAGGAAAGACGGCAUCUCAAACUGCAACAGAAGCGUUCUUCAAGUCCCAACGCCUAUGAGGUUCAACCAGAUUAUAGCCAACUUAGAGAUAGAUACACCGGUGCAGGCGAAAACAAUGUUCCGAAUUAG